Selaginella moellendorffii is the source of this 801-nucleotide messenger RNA. Its product is annotated as abscisic acid 8'-hydroxylase 3. Gene Ontology annotation, molecular function: monooxygenase activity; heme binding; oxidoreductase activity, acting on paired donors, with incorporation or reduction of molecular oxygen. The coding region runs from base 1 to 801 and encodes 266 amino acids. The record is from RefSeq and is a predicted model, not a curated record. Lineage: Eukaryota; Viridiplantae; Streptophyta; Lycopodiopsida; Selaginellales; Selaginellaceae. Gene Ontology annotation, biological process: sterol metabolic process. The transcript is spliced from 6 exons.
AUGCUGCUAGAUUCGAAUGGUGCCAACAUUGCUCAGAUAGCGCUACAUUCCAGAUCCCUUUCAAAAGAAGCCAAUGGAAGUCUGGUUUGUGCAGGAUAUAUUCAAGAGGCCAAUCUCAAACUGGUGAAGUAUGGAGGAGUUUUCUGGAGUAACUUGCUUGGAUCUCCCACCAUCGUUGCAACAACAGUAAAGUCGGCCAAGUUCUUCCUCAGCUGCACUGACUGUGGCCCCUCGGGUCUGUUUGCCCGAUUGCUUGGGCCGGAAACUAUAAACGAGGUCAUCGGGAGUCAGCAUGCGCUCUACCGGAGAAUCAUUCUGGGGAUGAUGGUUCCAGAGACACUCAAGUGCCACGUCCAAAUGAUUGAUAUCUUGGCUCAGGAGACUCUCGAGUCGUGGGGGUCGAAAAAGAUGUUUAGCUACUGCACGGUGAUUGGAUUAGUGUGCCAGAAACUCCUGCCCUCCACUCCAGAGAUGAUCGAUCUCAUGCGAGACAUCCUAAUGAUAGAGAAUGGGGCCAGGGCAAGGCUCCACAGAUUCUUGGAUGGGCUCAUCAACAAGAGAAGGGCCGAACUAGCUGCCAACAGUGAAACGCACAAAGAUGCACUGGACGAGUUUAUUACGCAUAAAGAUGACAAGGCUGGAUUCCUCUCGAAUCAACAAGUGGAAGACAAUCUUGUGACACUGCUGUUCGGAGGCCACCACACCACAGCCCUUGCUCUCGUGUGGCUGAUGAAACACUUGAAUGAGAACCCACAGGCUUUCAAGGAAGUGGAGGCUACACCUUGCCCAAAGAUUGGAUGA